UCUCCACGAGUAAUCAGUUAGCUAGCUAGCUCCCUUUCCUAUUAUUCCUCUCUGAUUAUCUUUAUUUUCCUCAUGCCCAUGAAUGAUAUGGAGCAAAAUCAUUGCCCGGAGGUUGAGGGUAAAAAUGUUGACUACUUUCAAAGAGCUCAAUGGCUUCGAGCUGCUGUAUUGGGAGCCAAUGAUGGGCUUGUUACUGUUACAUCGUUAAUGAUGGGUGUUGGGUCUGUCAAAGAAGACAUCAAGCCCAUGCUCCUUGCUGGUUUUGCGGGGUUAUUUGCAGGGGCUUGCAGUAUGGCAAUAGGGGAGUUUGUCUCCGUUAACACCCAGAGGGACAUAGAGAUGGCACAUAUCAUGAGGAGGGAGAAGGCAAUGAAAAAUGGUGGAGAGAAUUAUAAGGAAGAAGCUGAUCAGACUGAGAGGGAGCAGCUCCCCAAUCCAGUUCAGGCUGCUUUUGCAUCAGCCCUUGCAUUUUCAGUAGGCGCAGUGCUACCAUUAUUGGCAGCUGCGUUUAUAAGGGAGCAUAAACUGAGGUUGUCUGUGGUGAUUACAGUGGCUACCUCGGCGCUGAUUGCUUUUGGAGUUGUAGGAGCACGUGUCGGGGGGACUCCGAUGUUGAAGUCUGCUACCAGGGUGUUGGUCGGAGGAUGGGUGGCAAUGGCGAUUACUUUUGGCCUGACCAGAUUAAUUGGCUCUAAAGGACUGCAGAUGUGAUUUCCAGGCGAUCAAUUGCAAAAUUGCUUUCUGGGAUUCCCUUUCUUGUUUCAUCUUCCCUUGAUUCAGUUUUUAGUGUGUCGAUGUCAUGAUCAAACUCCUGCAUGCACCCUCAUCCUGCAUAUACGAGGCUGAAUUCCACCUUAAUUCACGUAUCCCAGCCACGUGGAGUUUACGGAUAGGAGAAGAGCUAUCCUGUCUUGUGUAGGGGUUGGUGCAUUUUAAUAUUAAAAUAAAUAAAUAUAUAGUUAAAAUCUUAA
Molecule: messenger RNA, 971 nt
Organism: Alnus glutinosa
Lineage: Eukaryota; Viridiplantae; Streptophyta; Magnoliopsida; Fagales; Betulaceae
Product: vacuolar iron transporter homolog 2.1-like
Exons: 1
Coding region: 73-711 (212 amino acids)
Biological process (GO): intracellular manganese ion homeostasis
Cellular component (GO): membrane
Molecular function (GO): iron ion transmembrane transporter activity; manganese ion transmembrane transporter activity
Source: RefSeq, a predicted model, not a curated record